GGCGCUGCAGGGCGCGCGGAGCAUAAGAAGGCGCCGCGGGGCCGCCCUGGGCGCGCUUGGUCCCUGCCUCGUGGAGCGUCCGCCUCUCUUCGCCCCUGCUGCCGCGGCACCAGCCAGAGCAUCCCGUUAGGGGACUAGCCAUGAUGCACUGGGGAUACGAUGAGCACAACGGUGAGGGGGGAGAGCUGCUGCUGCUGGCUCUCUGGGGCAAUCAGAGCAGGACGGGAGGGGGCUGUAGGGACCCGGGGGGGAGGGCUGGGGUGAGGGGGGGUUCUCAACCUCUGGGCCCCCAGAUCAUCCCUGACCACUGGUCAUGCUGGCUAGGAAUGAUGGGAGUAGUAGUCCAACAACAUCUGGGGACCCACAGGUUGAGAAACACUGGCAGAUGUUUGUUUUUAAUUCGGGCCUUGGCGACAUGCAAAGUCCGUUCAGUAAGUGAGUUAGAAGGCAUGGACAACUUUUUAAGUGCGGUGCGGCCAGUUCCACCGCACGUGCAUCUAGAUCCGGGGCGUGUUGCUUUAGUAGUGGGAUUUGUUUGCAAGUUAGGCGGUUGUAGGCAAGUGGAGGUGGGAGAGGGAUGGAUCUCUAGUAGGUGCUGUUAAUCACAAUUUGCCAAACAAAUUAACGCUUUGAAAUGGGGUUUAAACUAGGGAUUUUUUAAGCAUUGCUGCUUCUGGGAAAUUACGGGGAACUUCUUAAUUGAUAGCAAGGCUUGCAAAACUUAAAACAGCAGCUGAUUUGUAGUUUUUUUUGGGGGGGGGCAAGGAAGGCAUAUAUAUAUAUAUAUAUAUAUAUAUAUAUAUAUAUUGAUUGCUAAAUCAGAUGCAAGGCAGUGGUGGUUUAACAUGAAUUGGUUUCUUUUUUCCCUUUUUGUGGUAUUGCAUUAAUAAUAUUUUCUGAACUAACAUUACUUUCCACAGUGUUUAUUCCGCUUCUAUAAAGGACUCUAUAACUCUGUAAAACUUCUGAAAUCUGUGCUAGGGCAGUCUACACAUGAGACCUUUUCUCUGUGGCACUCAAAAGCACAUGUAUUUCAACUCGAUUCUUUGUGUUAUGUGUGAAUGUUGUUCAUGUCAGAAAGCAGGGGGGAAAACAAACAUGCAUUCUAGCCAGUAUGAACUUUACCUUCAUGUUUUAGAGCGAUUUAGGCAGCAGUCCUAACCCCAUUACUUGGGCAGCCCUGUUGAAUUCAGUAGGACUUAACUUAAACACAAACCUGUAUGAAGCAUUUGGAGGUGUUGAACCACCAAAGUGAUUUGCUGCGAUGCCUUAGAGUGAAGGAGUUCUAAACUUAAAUUUUACCUUAAUUAAUACUGCACACUUAAAAAAAAAAAAUUAAAUGGCUAAAGAUCAAAGUGAGGAAUGGGGAACAAGGAUUAGAGCAACAAUGAAAAAUAAAACAGAUUAGUUGCAGAACUCAGCUUUUUUCAAUUUCAUGCUGUCUCUGCGUGCAUUCCCCAUUUCUGCUUGCAAAUGCAGUCUAUGGGCUUUUCUAAACCCCUCAUGCCUCCUUUAAUUCUCCCUCUCUCAUAUGGCUUUCCCCUCCAGCUACUGAUGUCCCACACUUUCUCCUCCCAGAAUCUUAAAUCCAGAGGUUCCCUAUGCAGUCAAUGCAGCUCUCUAUUCAGAUUUUCAAAGUAUAUUAUAGGGAAUCUGUGGAUUUAGAGACGGGAAAGUGUAGAACAGCAGGAGUUGGAGAAUUCUACUGAACUCAUGGUUCUUUGGGAUCAGGGAUCAUGUAUAAAAUAUAGCAUAUAAAAUACAGCACCUUGUGCUAGAGAAAGGUGUGAGCCAAUAACCUUUACAGUUAUGGUGCAGCUUAUACAUUUCCUUCUGCACCAAAACAAGCUUGUUUUGUGAUGUAUCCCUUAAUCCUUCCAAGCUGAAUACAUCUUUGCAUUCCCUAAAUUUCUGGUGAGCUCAGUUAAUGUGCUGGGGGAGAUCUCUGACUUUUGAUACUUGUUCUACCUUACGGAAUAAACAUAAUCUAACUAAUAAUGCGACUUUAGAACCAGCACUUCUUAGUCCAUAUGUACCUUCUGCAAUCCUGUACUCACCUACUUGGUAGUAAAUCCUACUGAACGCAAUGGGAUUCGCUUCUGAUUGUAUUGGAUGUAUAAGUUUGUACUGUUAAAAGCUCUCUAUGCUGUAUUGGGUUGCAGUUGCCUAAUCUUGAUGCAACAGAAGGAUGGAUGAGGUCUGUUUAGCAAGACACAUAUUGAAGAUACAACGGCACAGCUUUGUGUUCUGCUGCAUAUGGUGGCGCACCAAAUGAUUUAUUGUAUGUCUUCUUAAUAAUAUAUGAUACUUUAGCAAGGUACCUCCUUUGCAAACUAAAUAGAUGACUGGCAAACAUCAUGAGCAGUGUCAGUGACAUGCAGGGCUUUAGUGUGAAUACAAAAUGUUGAAUGGAUGCCCCAUGUGUUUUCUCUUCCAUUGGGGGCUUUGCAUACAAAAUGUGUGGAAUGUUCUAGUUGCACAUUGGAACCCCCGGUUUCAAGAAUCUGUGUGAGCGCACUGGAGAUCUGGGGAACCUUGGCUGAUGUGGUACUUCUACAAGCUGUGCUGUGUGUUGAAAACACAGAAGAGUUCUGAACUGGAAAUACCAGAUCAUUUCCUUACAACUAGAAUAGUUUUCAAUAGGUUUUUUUAAAAAAUAUAUAUAUAUAUAUUAUACUCCACAUCUGUGGUUAACAGGUGAUAAAAUGUUCAUUACUACAGAGAAGGGUUGCACGGUAACAGAGAUGAGGAGCUUUCAAACUUUCUUUAAAUUACAAAGGUAAAGGACCCCUGGACGGUUAAGGCGACUAUGGGGUUGUGGCGCUCUUCUCACUUUCGGGCCGAGGGAGCCAGCAUUUGUUCACAGACAGCUUUCCCGGUCAUGUGGCCAGCAUGACUAAACCGCUUCUGUCGUAACGGAACACCUGACAGAAAGCAGAGUGCAUGGAAAUGCUGUUUACUUUCCUGCUGCAGCGGUACUUAUUUAUCUACUUGCACUGGUGUGCUUUCAAACUGCUAGGUUGGCAGGAGCUGGGACAGAGCAACGGGAGCUCACCCCGUCACGGGGAUUUGGCAAGCCCAAGAGGCUCAGUGGUUUAGACCACAGCGUCACCAAAUGACCUGGGUAGUGUAAUCCACACACUGCUUAAGAACUCCUACUAUAUGCACACAGUAGGACUCCACACACUGCUUAAGAACUCCUGCUAUAUGCACACAGUAGGACUCAACUUCUAAACAAAGCAUGCACAGGAUUGAACUCUAAAUCAGAUGGCAUGAAAUUAAUACUUCCUUGUUUGCCAUGAACAAAAGCCAAAUUACAAGUCCUUGUGCAGGCUUAAUUAACUUACAAGUUGCACAGUUGAAAAUUUACAGUGGUAGGAAACGUUACUUUGCAAAUGGUGCUUUUGGGGCUGUAUGCUAAAGUGAUUCUAUAAGCUGAAAAAUCUUUCAAGUAAUUGUGUAGCCGACCCAUUUUGAGGCUAUAAUUUGACAUACCACAUAUGGUAAGAAACACAGUUUGAAAGCCUGCGGGACAGAUAAUCUUGGUGAGACAGAAACAUGUCUGACGUCGAACAAACUGUGCAUCCCAGAUAACAUUAGGUGUGAUGGUGUUUUCCAAGAAUUAGAGGCCCAGAGUGGGUCAAGAUAUUAUCUUGUCAGACUCAGUAGGUUGCCUUCAGUAAGUAAGCCAGCCUCAACCCUCUGCCUGCAAUCUUGGGCUAAAAAUACUUGCCUACCUUACAGAGCUGUUGUAAGGAUUUCUGAGCUAAUGUAGAUAAAUGACACUGGACGACUGAAAUGUGCUAUGCAAAUACUCAGUACUAUAAUUCAUACUGCUAAAAUGAAGUGAAAACAAUUUUUUUUGUUAACUUUUGUGCUCCCCCCAACAGUAUUGGGAGGGGAGGAACGCUUUGGUGCUAGAGACCUACAGCUAGGAUUAAAGCAAAGAUCCCUGGAAAUCUGUGAUGAAUCAAUAUUGGCGUUUUUAUUUGCACACUUGGAAACUGACUGGCAGAUCUCCAGAAGGCUGCUUACAAUCUUCACAAACAUUCUAAGGAACUGGAAGCCACCGGUAGGAUAGCAGAGGAGGUGUAUACCCUAAGUUUCACAAAAAGCAUUCCUGACAGUAUUAAGGAUAUGAGGCUACACUGGAGCUAUUCCUCCCCUUGUGAAGAAUUCUUGAAUAAAAGGAAGCUGAUAACUAGAACUGAUUCUCCUACCAUCCCUGCUGGCAUUUUGUUGUUGUUGUUCUUUAGAAUGUUACAUUAUGCAUUAACAUGCAAAAUUGGACAAAUCUCCAGGGCUGGUCACCAAAGCACCUAAAAAUGUACUAAUAUCUGAUAGUGUAUCUGUGGUUAACCAUUAUUUCCCUUCUCCCAAGGAAUUGGGAGAACUGCAGUUUUAUGAACUGGGGAGGGUUGUUUAAUAUAGAGCGGUCUAACCCCUUCACCAGUUUCCAAGAUUCUUGGAAGAUCGCUGUGACAGAUUAAAUAGCAUAAAAUUAAUUUAAGUGUAAAUAUUCUAAGAACUUCUUUCUCUUUUAAGGCUGGCACCUUCUAAUAAACUGAACUGUUUUUCAAAGGAUGGCACCUCCUAAUAAACUGAACUCUAGCCUAGGAAAUUGGUUUUCAGCCCUGUCAUUUAAAAUGUGCAUGUAUUAUGUGAGUUAACACCACCAAACGGCUGGGGGCCUGGUCCACUGUGGCUAUGUAACAAUGGCAGAGAUCUGAGAUAGUAGCUGAAUUGAUUGUACCACUUCAGAAGGUACCAUAGAAUUGUAGAGUUGGAAGAGACCGUGAGGACAAUCUACAGUGGUACCUCGCAAGACCAAUGCCUCGCAAGACGAAAAACUCGCUAGACGAAAGAGUUUUCCGUUUUUUGAGUCGUUCCGCAAGACGAAUUUCCCUAUGGGCUUGCUUUGCAAGACGAAACAUCUUGCAAGUUUUUGCGAGUUUGUUUCCUUUUUCUUAAAGCCGCUAAGCCGUUAAUAGCCGCUAAGCCGUUAAAAGCCGCUAAGCCACUAAGCCGCUAAUAGCCGUGCUUCGCAAGACGAAAAAACCGCAAGACGAAGAGACUCGCGGAACGGAUUAAUUUCGUCUUGCGAGGCACCACUGUAGUUCAAUCCCCCUGCGAUGCAGGAAUAUGCAGCUGUCCCAUAUAGGAAUGGAACCAGAAUGAAGCAUUUUAGAUGUGUCGAUUGCACAUUAAUCAGCUCGUGGGGAAAUGUUCUCUGAAUCUAUUGCAUGUGUGUCAAUUUCAGGUGCCUGCUGCAUUCCUAAUGACCAGAAUGCCUGGAAGUAGGCAGAAAAUGACCCACCCGAGGGUUCUAACCCGCAUCCUUGGGUAUUUAAUUCAUAUUAGAAUUAAGACCUAUUUAUGUAGAGAGAGCUGCCUUAUAGCUCACCAAAGACAACUGGGCGGUGUACUUUCCAUCCCUUUAGAUCCAUCCAUUUUUUAAUUAUCUGAAUAAUAUUUUUUAAGAAAAAAAUAAGAAAAUCCAGGUAGGUUCAUGUGAUUACUUUCUCAUGACAAUUCCUUUGUUUCUCUGGCUGCCUGGAAUGCAUUUUAAUGAACACCUUUUUCUACUGCAAUACAUUCUAGGGCCUUCUCGCUGGAAGGAACUUUUCCCUCUCGCGACUGGAGACCGUCAAUCUCCCAUUGAUAUCCAAACUGAGACGACCAAAUAUGAUCCCACUCUGCGUCCUCUCUACCCUAACUAUGACCCUUCCUCCGCUAAAGUUAUACUCAACAAUGGACACUCAACCAGUGUGGAAUUCGAUGACACUGAAAAUAAAUCAGGUUUGUUUUUGUGGUAGAUUUCAUUCUGCUUUCGUUUUAGGGCGGUUCUCAGUAUUUCCUGAGGUGAAAUAACAUUACGUGGUCUGGUUUGCAUGGCACUUUAAACUAUGAUUUGCUGUGAAUGGGCAAAAGACCACAUUUCGCUCCUCCCUUCCGUGCUCUGGAGAUGAAACUAACCAGAGACUGGCUUGGCAUGACAUAAAAUCAGCACUCAUUGUUUGUUUGAGGAAAUGUUGCAAUUGAUAGGCCUGGUUUGCAAGUCUGGUAAACCACCAGAGAUAAACCAACAUAACACAAAGCAAGCUUUCUGAUUUGUUUCCGCUUACCAAGGACAGACAGGACUUUAGGAGGAGCAAAACACUAGUGAUGCGAGCCUCAUGUACCAGCACACUGCUCAUUUCAUCUGAAACCAUAGUUUAUUUUAACUAUGGUUUAAAGUGACUUGCGAGCUAGGCCUAUCGUUUAAGAUUAUCUUAGAAUUCUCAUAACAUACACAAUUGCAUCUAUCUGAAUUUACCAGAGUUCAAACACCCUAGCCUCAUUCUGUUUGAAGAUAUUUCAGUGCAAGAGAGCUGAAUAGUUGCCCCCCAGCAAACCCUGUUUAAAUUGGCAAAAUUCCUCUUCCAAAUACAGCUUUCAUUUAGUCCGCAGCAUAGUUGGAGCUUUUGUUUCUGAUCGUAGGUCUGAUUUCAUGGGAGCAGUUCAGAUUUCUCGUUUCCACUUUUGCCUGUAGUCAGCUAGCAAGUUAUGUCCCGGCCCUAAGCUCAUUCCCCCAAAAUCAGAAGAUUAAGGGGCAGGGGGAUUGAAACGGCAAGUCAAGUGAUUACCUGCUAAUUUCAGAUGUUAUUAUGCUCAGUAGUGGAAGAUCUUAGUAUUAAAAAAAAAAAAAAAUUCAUAGCAGAUGGGCAAACUUAUUUAUACAGACAGUUCUGCUGCUAGUAUUAGAGGAGAAAAUAUAUACACACACCUGUUCAGAAAUUCUAAGAACUGCCUUGCUGAAUUCGACCCAAAGAGAUCCAUGUAGUCCAGCAAUUUCGAGGAGAAACAGGGAAUUUAAAGGGAAACUGUAGCCUUGUGCUAUGUCCCCAGUUUUGGUCAGAGGAGUAGUGCUGGAAGAGGGGAAGCUAACCAGUUCUCCCAGCAACAUGUUUCAGAUCUAAAUUGCUCCCCACAUUUGUAUGUUGCCUGCAUUUUCUCUUGUGGAGAUGGAGAUUUAGAUUCAGAGAAUUGGGGUGGGGUGGGGGUUAAAGCCCUUCUCCAGUGCUGUGACUCUGGUCAAAAUCAGAGUUUCCCUGCAACUACUUUAAAAUUGGGAUAGCCAGUCGCACUUCUUUCACAUCCUGUUUGUUUUGGCCCUUUGGCAGUGACAAGGAAAUGUCAUGUUUCCCUUCGGUUCCCGGUAUUCUAACAAUGCUACCCUUCAUUUUUAUAUUUAUAGUGCUGAGUGGGGGUCCACUCAUUGGAAACUAUAGGCUGCGGCAAAUUCACUUCCAUUGGGGGCCCAGUGAUGACAUUGGCUCUGAGCAUGCAGUGGAUGGGACAAAAUUUGCGGCAGAGGUAAAAGACUCCACUGAACUAUAUGAAUAGUUGUGAUGUACUGACUGCAUCUUUGCAGCCGUUCUUUGAUAAGCAGGCCUGUUUUAACAUGUCGAAGUGAUUUCUGCAAUGGAAAGACCAUUCAUUUACAAUUGUAAAUCUCAUUAUGCUUCACCAGGACUGCUCUCUCUCUCCCCCCCCCAACUCCCCAAAAUCUGCCUCUUCUCAUUUCUGGAAAAGGCAUCCAGCUGUAUUACCAGUCUGCCUUUCAUUUGUAUACCGUGCAGAAAAGUUUCUAUAAAUUAUGCUGACUAAUGGGGGCUGCUUCACUCGUUACACAGCAUAUAUAAUUUCACUGUUUGCCAUAUAUUGGUGGACACCAAUAUUUGAAGGAAGACACAUCUCAGUAAACACACAGGGACCCCCAUGGAGGAGCUGCACUAUGCUUUGGCUUCCUAGCGCAUGUCUGCAGUAUGCCUGGAUGCUCACUUCCCUUUCAAGUGUUGCAGUAUCCAUUGCAUGUACAUGUGCUAAACAAGGAGGACGUACCUUCUGUAUAAAGUGUGGCAGUCCUCGGAGAGUUGUCCGUCCUGUAUGUUUAUUGCUGAAGGCCACAGAAAAGCAGAAAUGUUUACAUUUUGCCAUUGCUUCUGUGGGAAUUCAUUUUAUUCUAAAACAUUAGUCGGAUUCUUGUAAACAAGCUGAGAAAAUAGUAGCAUUCCAAUAAACAGGAAAUGUCCUAAAACAACACGGGCAUGAUUGAAUCCAUUGUGGUUAUAGCACUUGUGUGCAGAAAACACUAAGUAUCAAGGUAUCGUGUGCUCUGAUGCACGCACUGUAAUUUAGAUGCGUUGGCCGCUCUAUUCAAAAGAAUAUACACUUGUAUCUGCUGCCUUCAUUGAAAUAAACAAGGAAUUACUUCCAAGUGAAGGAACUUCAGGUGCACAUUGAAACUUUUGAUACAUCAAGGUUUCCCUGCACCAGGGUGUUCAAUAUUUUUGCUUCCUCUGACAUUUAGUUGUUUCAGUGUUUGAAAUGGAACUUGUCAUGCAAAAGCCGUUUUUCGUAACUUAACACUUUGGAAUAUUGAUUCCCCCACCUUAAAAAAGUGUAAAUGGGCUUCUGUUUAACUAACAUUAAGAUGCAAACUUUUAAGAGUUCAGUUAUCUAUUUAUUUUUAAUGGAAUGGUAACCUGAAAUGGAAGUACUUUAAUGCAAGUGCUGAAGACAGAGAGAAGCAAUGUCCUUAGUGAAAUAGAGAAAAGUGGGGAAAUAUGUUGAGUGGCUAAAAUCAGUGGGGGAAAUAAAUUUGGGGGGGUGGGAAAUGACAUUUGCAGUGUUUAAAGACUUAUGUUUUCCACAGGAACCAGGUGAUUUGGAAUAUAAAGAAUUAAUAAGAGGUGCUUAGAAAACAAUAUGUUCCAAAACAAACAUAUAGCUGGAAAACAAAACAAAAAUAAGUUCCAUCUAAGAAACCAAAUGGAAAGAGGCAAUAUCUAGGAAUCUUUAGUCAGUCUAAAAAGGUUUCCCACUGCUGGUUAUAAACAUCUUCAAGAACCAAUAGAGAAACCCUUCUGGCUUUGGACAAAGGACCCUAGAAUUGAGACAGAACCAGGCAUAACUAUACAGGUGGAGAGUCUUCCGAAGGAUCAGUGGCUAGGUGGCAGAUUGCAGUGCUUAGUUCCAUGAAGAAGAAGAAAAAGGCUCUUUAAUGCAAGAAUGCACCUCUGCCAAACUGGCACAUGCAAGAAGAAAGAGCUGCUCUGCGGUCAAAGAAGACGACACAACUUCCCUUGGCAGAUGAACUCAACAGGAUAAUGGAUUCAAGGUCCCACUUAGCUGGGAUGGCCUGUCCACUGGAUCCAGGUUUCUCCAGCAGGCUGCCGUACGGGAGUGCCAAUGAUGUUGAUGAUGGUGGUGAUUCACACAAGAAACAGGCCUUAAAAGAUUUCUCCAACAAGCUGUGGUGCAGAAGCGGUGGUAAGACAAGAUACAUACAUCCUUUAAAAGAGAAGUCACAAGCCAUUGGGAAUGGGCCUCCCCCACAGUGUUUCAGAUUUUACUUGUGUCCUUUCUCGUUUGUUGUUUUCCAUUACAAUAAAAGCCAUUCCGACCGAAAGCAUUUGUUUCCUCUUUGUAACAUGCAUAAUUUUUUUAAAAAGUUGUGCCGUCCAGCUUUUUAAAAGUGAACCUAAAAGUGCGAGUGCUUUGAGACACCUUUACGUUCCAGAAUACGGAAUGAUUUAAUGAACCGAGCAGUCAGAAUUCAUAUAUUUUACUCAUUUGCACUUCCGUAGCAGCCAAGGACCUUGUGUAAGCCCUCAAAUCCAGCGUGUAUAUCUGAGGAUUCCUGUCGAGGGGAAAAUGAGGGUGGGGAACAUGGCCUAGUGGGCAGGGCUGGCAUGUGAACAGGCCAGAGACUGUUUCAUUGCUUUUUUUUAAUGGCCAAGACUAGGACUGGCUAGAACGGAUCUUCAGAGCUUUGGACCAAGAAGCAUGGAGCUUCCAAAGGACUUCAUACCUCAAGAUGGCUUGUAAAAACAAAAAAGUUUUAAACUAGUCCCAAAUACUCCUCGUGAGAUAUUAUGGAAAGUUGUGUGGCUUCAGUAAAGUGAUGAUUGAUGGUAGUACAUGUCUUGCUUUCUAGCUCCACGUGGUCCAUUGGAAUGCAGACAAAUACGCCAGUUUUGUGGAGGCUGCUGGCCAGGCAGAUGGAUUAGCAGUCAUGGCUGUUUUCUUACAGGUGAGAGGUUUCGAAUAGGGGGAUUAAAUGUAUAUAAUAAUAAUAAUAUGUUAUUUAUGCCCUGCCCUGGCUGGGUUUCCCCAGCCAGUCUGGGCAGCGCCCAACAGAAUAUUAAAAACACGAUAAAACAUUAAAAACUUCGCUAAACAGGGCUGCCUUCAGAUGUCCUCUAAAAGUCAGAUAGUUGUUUAUUUCUUUGAUAUCUAAUGGGAGGGUGUUCCACAGGAUGGGCGCCACUACCGAGAUGGCCCUCUGCCUGAUUCCCUGUGACUUUGCUUCUCACAGUGAGGGAACAGCCAGAAGGCCCUUGGCGCUGGACCUCAGUGUCAGGGUAGAGUGAUGGGGGUGGUAUACUGGACCGAGGCCAAUUAGGGCUUUAAAGUAAGGUUACCAGGUGUCCCCGUUUCCCAGGGACAGUCCCUGGAUUUACAAAUCAGCCCCCUGACAAAAUCCAUCCAUUCCGACUGAAGUUGAAAAGUGUCCCCAUAUUCACUGAAAAAAAUCUGGUAACCUUACUUUAAAGGUCAGCACCAACACUUUGAAUUGUGCUCGGAAACAUUAAAGUUAAAUGUAAAGGGAAGCUAUGAGCCAGACUACAUGCAGUGCUAAAUGCAUCACUUGAUGUUGCUUUAGUGUUUCAAAAAUACAGAAAUAAACAUAAGGGGUGGGGGGAGAGGCGGACGACAACACCAGGAUUAGAACUGUAGAGAAGAGGGAUAACUCCUCUUGCUGCUCAGCCCCAACGAAUAAUCACCUCCCUUGAAGCUGAUGUUUGACAUGGAGUGAAGUUCCUUUUUGCAUCAAUAGAAGUUUGCUUCUCACAACUAACAGCAUCAUUGGUUGGGGGAGGGGGCGUGUUAGGUGUGUGGCACAAAAAGAAAGAAUUAAUGCUUCUCCCUGCAGUCCUGACCCUGACCCACCAGCAACUGCUAUUUAAAGUUUCAUUUUUAAAGGUUCACAGAACUUCAACUUUUAGUAUGAUUCAAUGAUUUUUUUUAAAAAAAAAACUGACACAUGUUCCAAGAAGGACUAACUAAUAUUUUGGAAAUAUUUCCAUUUUUAAUUGUUCAUGUUUCUGGACUUUUUUAAAAAAGGCAUUUUUUUAAUAUAGUUUUUAAACCUUCUACACUGCUUUGAGCAUUUUGACGAGAAAGCAGUUAAUAAAUUUAAAAGAAUCAACAAAAUGAAAAAUUACAAAUCUGUCAGCUUCCCUAAGAAAGGCAAAUAAGUUGAUCUUUGUAUUUACAGGUGGGUGAAUGCAAUUCGCAGCUGAAGAAAAUCACAGACCAUUUGGACGCCAUCAAAAUUAAGGUAAGUUAAUUUUAAAUUUGGGUUUAUAUCCAAUGCAGCACUAAGGAACUAUCCCUGAAGGCAGAAUGAUUUCCACUUAUGCGACUGGACUUCCAAACCCCACUUCUCCUUCCCCUGCAUGACCCCCUAAAACUGUUUUUGGGGGGGUUCCCUGAGCCCCCUAGAGGAGUGUUGCAGGGCAUGCACAGAGUGGGGAGAAGGGGAAGUCCCAUUGCGCAACAGGAAGUCCUUAUGUUGAUGGAGCAAGACAGCUGAAUACUGCUCUCGGUGUUUUCCACAGCCCACAACGUUCUUCAAUGUAUUUAUUUAUUUAUUUCACAAUAUUUAUGUACUGCUUGAUUGUAAUAAAACCUCAAAGCAGUUUAUUUUUUUUGGGGGGGGGACAACAACGAUGACAAUAAAAUUACCAGUUAAAAACAGCUAUUUAAAACAUAAAAUAAAAAAAUGAAGAAUAAGCCAACCAUCAGAUCAAAACAUAUGUCAGCAUUCAACAUAGCUAUAGGAACACUCAGGUGCUCAUGGAGCCUCUGCUGGCUAUAUCCAAUUCCUUGUUCUUUGAAACAAGAGGCAGACCCACGCUGCUUCGCCUGCUGAAGGAACAGGGCACACAUGCAGAAAACCUGCCAUGUUUAGCCGUUCAAGCAUAUUCUGCAUGUUGCGUUAUUACGAACGCUUAACUUGAAUCUCUUGACUCAUCUCAUAGACUUAUAGAACUUUAAAGUUGAAAGGGACUCUCGCUUAAGGUGGAAUCUACACACAUUUAAAAUACGUUCUGAAAAUGCUUUUUCUUAAAGCGUUUUUAAAAAGACAUCGAAUUUUCCAUAAGGCUCACCAUCACCAUCUAGUGUCACAUUGUAUAUUGCACUUAAAACACACUUAAAGCGUUUUAUUUGCAGCCGUGUAGAUGAGUCCACAGUUGAACCCUCUGCUCAAUGCCUGACAGGUGGCCCUCCAGCUUCUCUGCAAAUGCCUCCAGCAAAGGUGAGCCUAUCACCUCCCAAGGCAGUCUGGUCUGCUGACAAAUAGCUCUUACCUUUAGAAAGCAUUGCCUAAAGGUCCCCCCCCCCGCCUUUUCCCAGAAAUUGUUCUUCUUUACAGUGCUGCAAGACACCAAGUUAUUUGUGCUGCAGCAGACUAGCGCAGCUCCCUCUUCAAAAAGCAAUAAGGUAGAUAGGAAAUGGCGUAUGGCAGUGUUUGCUCAUUUCUUUCUCUCCUCAGGGUAAACAGCACAGGUUCACCAACUUUGAUCCUUCCUGCCUGCUGCCCCAUUCACUGGACUAUUGGACUUACCUUGGCUCCCUCACUUCUCCUCCUCUUCUUGAAAGUGUCAUCUGGAUCAUUCUCAGGGAGCCAAUAAGCGUUUGCUCAGAGCAGGUGCGGUUUAAUACCUCUGCCUUGUAGAAUAACAUCUUUCAAGUUUAAAACCAGGCCUAUGGCACCCACAAGAAUAUUUACAAUCAACUAUACAGGUGUACCUUGAUUUUUGAAUGGCUUAGUUCUUGAACGUUUUGGCUCCCGCACACUGCAAACCCGGAAAUGACUGUUCCUGUUUGCGAACUAUUUUUGGAAGCUGAACAUCCGAAAGGGCUUCAGAUUGGCUGCAGGAGCUUCUUGCAGCCAAUCAGAAGCCACGCUUUGGUUUUGGAACGGACUUCCGGAACGGAUUCUGUUCGACUUCCAAGAUACAACUGUACCUUGAUCUUAGGUGAAUAUACCUGCCACCAGCUUUGAAAGUACAGGAAGUUCAAGGCUGCAGGCCUAAGCAUAGUUAUUAGAAAUAAAUCCGACCCCAGCCUAUCUUUUCAACGUGGCUGGCAGAAAUUGUGAGGAUUAGUUAAAAUGUAUUCGAGAUUCGUACAAGUUCAGAGUGAUUUAAUGAAUUUAUUAAUAUUUCUUAUAGCCCACUUUUCUUCAGAGGAUCCAAGGCAGCAUAAUGUGCCCAGAACAAAGAGUCCUGCUGGAUCAAGCCAAAGGCCCAUUUAGCUCAGAAUUCUUUUCCCACAGUGGCCAACCAGAUGUCUGUGGGAAGUCCGCAAAUUUGUGUCUGUGAAUGGAUUUAGGCAGCAUAUACCUUUUCAACAUUUAUACAGUGUUGCAGUAGGAGGGUGUGUGUGGAGCCUUCCUGGGUGGAUCUGCACACAGAAAAAAAAGCUAUAAAUAAGUCAGAAAUUAAAUUGUUAUAGCAAAAGAAAUAAAAGGCUAUGAAAAUUGCUUAGAAUUUUCUCUCUCACACACACCAUGUGGUGGUGCAUGUUUAUAACACAUUCAAAACGCUGUUUCUUGACUAAUGUAGCUGAGUCCCCUUGCUGUAAUGAGGUCUGAACUUCUUGGCAGAAUUGCCACACCUACAGUAGGUUAUUCAGUUCAUUUAAGGCAGUGAUGGCCAAACUUGGCCCUCCAGCUGUUUUGGGACUACAAUUCCCAUCAUCACUGACCACUGGUCCUGUUAGCUAGGGAUGAUGGGAAUUGUAGUCCCAAAACAGCUGGAGGGCCAAGUUUGGCCAUCACUGAUUUAAGGGGUCUCUGAACAGGCAAAGAUAGACACGCUCACAAAGCUACUUUCCUACUGAAGGUAAUAAACAACAUCAAGCACAAAGGGGUUCUGUAAUCUCCCAAUCAUUGACGCACGCAGAAGGUUUUGGAUUGGGGCAAUGCUUUGGAUUGGGGGAACCUAAAUGAUGCAUGUAAUUGAACUUUGGGCUGAGUUUGGGCAUCUGAAUCACUUCCCUGCUGAAUCUUGUGCCAUUUUCGUCCACAGCUCGCCAAAUUCCGCAACCUCCUCUGCACUGGUGAGGGAGAAGCUGCCUUCUGUAUGCUGAGAAACUUCAGACCGCCACAGCCUUUAAGGGGCCGGGAAGUGAGAAGAAACUGAAGGGGAGAAAAAGCAAGGAUAAUUCAUAGCAAUGGCUGAUUCUAUUUAGCAAGCGGAACCCAUUUUAAUAGGUUAUGUUAAGUUUUAAUGAUUUUUUUUUAAAGGAUACCUUCUAAUUAGGUCCCGAUUUCAGUAAAUAGAAAGCAUUUUUAAGUCCUAGGUAUUUUGAGGGAGAGGUAUAAGCCCAUGCUUAUGUUUCUCAAGUGAAAUAGGCAGACCUUAAAAUGCUUCAGAUUUCCUGGAUUGUUCCCCUAAUUUUUAGCAUGCAAUCCAUAAAUACGCUAAGGUAUUAUAAUUAAUAGAUACUGUUUUGUUGCUAUAUAACUAUGAUAGACAGGCACUCACGACUCAAUAAAAAGAAUAGGAUUUAUGCUGUAGUAAAUAAGAUUGGGUAUUGUAUUGUGGUUGAUUAAGGUAGUUAGUUAUAGCAAAAUAAGAGUUUUUCAGAGCUGUAGCAGUUGAGCCAGUCUUGUGUUUUGCUAGGUAUGGUGAUGCUCUCUUAUCUAGGUUGGACAGAUAUCAGUUGGGAAUGUUGGUUGUGGGGUGGCCUAUCUAAGGCAGAGGGUUAGACCAGAUGAUCCAUUUGGAUCCGUUUCAACUUGCCCUGGGUUUACCACUAGCAUUCCUCCAUGAAAACACUGGGUGUCUUUUAGCAAAAAUCUUAGUGGUUAAACCACAGAGGUUCAAACCCACUUAAAUACAGAUGUGCUGGGAUCUGAUCAUAGAGAACUUGAGAUUCCUGCCAUCCCUCCAAACAUUCUCCACAGGCCCCCUUUCCCUACCCCCCUACAAAGUGGAAGGGAAAAAAUGAGCCACAUUAUUUCCUAACUUCCUUGCCAGAGGCCAUAUCUAGAGAAUAAGUGUGACUUAGCUGUGGCUUAGAUAGUGACUUAGGAAUCUUCACUUACAUAAAAAACUGCCAAUUCCUUAGAAUUCUUGUAGCUCUACAUCAUUUGCUUCAAUACCUUAAGCCUUAAAAAAGGAAUUGAGGUUUUUUGAGCAGAGCACCUUUAAGGAGCAGAAGCCUCUGAUGGCCAAAAUGUGGAGCUGAGGCCUAAUUAGAUACUACAAGGAGAAGUGUGGUUGCUGCUGCCCCACAUCUUCAUGGUCGCUAAUUAUUGGGGGUAAAGUGUGACGUGACAAUCAUAUCAGCAUUUUCCCACUCCAUGAAACACACAGCCACUGAAGUAUCAGGCGAAGAGGUGUGGCAAUGCUAACAUAGCAAUGUCACCAGGGGCGUUUUUCCAAUUUACCUUUACUAGUAGAGACAUGAGUUCAUAGAACGUGUGUGUGUGUGUGUGUGUGCGCGCGCUAUUGCAUGUUCAUGUCUGUAUGUCGGGACGUUAAUGAUGCUUUGCCUAUGGUAUAUUUACAUAUAUAUAUUCAGUCCAGAGUUGUACCUAAUAUUUUCAUGUUGUCUGAAUGGCUGCAUGGAAGAUUCUAAAGUUGUUUGCUUUGUGACAGGAAAACAGUGAAGCUAAAUUGGCUGAUUGCAUGUUUUCAUAUUAGGAGAAAUGGUGGGGGGGUGUUCUAAUAAUUUAUUAGCAAUAAAUUGAGUUUAUUCUGCAACUUUAUAUUUAUGAAAUAAAUAAAAGCAAGUGAGCCAAACGUUUC
This is a messenger RNA of Podarcis lilfordi (Lilford's wall lizard), 15875 nucleotides long. The record is from the annotation of a GenBank genome assembly. NCBI's taxonomy places the organism in Eukaryota, Metazoa, Chordata, Lepidosauria, Squamata, Lacertidae.